CGAUCACUUCACAUUUUGUAAUCCUAUUUCGAAAAUGUUCUGUAACUUUUCACUGAAAUUGAUUAUGGCAAAUCGCAGACACUUUUUAGCGCUUUGAGUCCGGAAACUGAGGGACAAUUUAAAUAAGCGAAAAACAGAAUUCGCUUUGACUUGUAGUCUUCAAAAGGUGGUUCGGACGCUGGCAUUUAGAGGUCGUAAAAAAUUCCACAAUUCAUUUUAUUCCAAAAUUAUUGCUAUAGUUUGAUAGUCAGCUCUAUAAACUUAAGUUUGAUAUAGGGGUUUAGGUAUCUACAGCUAAACCGGGCGUGCUACGUCGCUUGGACGCGAGACACCUCUAAAGGUAUUCGGUAACGCUAGCCAAUCAUUUGGAACAAUUUGUAUGCUCCACACGCCUAGAAAAUAUAUUGCACGUGGUUUCUUACAGUAAUCCCAAGAAUAAUGAAUCAACGUGGCCGAAACUUCAAUUAACAAAAUCGCAUUUUCUAGUACUUGUGACGUUAUUAUGGUGUUGUCACCAAGAGGUAAAUAUUUGCACAAAAAUUGUAAUCGAAGUGGAUUGGAUCAUAAGAUUGUUAACGACGUGUGCCCCUGAACGUAAAAUUGCAGCCAAAGCAUUGAAGCGUUUACUAGAAUGAACUUUGUGACGCAAUUUCUGCACUUAUAAUCACCAUUCAUGUGCUUUGAUGCAAAGCUUUUAUCAUUAAAAAGAGGGUUUAAAACUUAUUCAGAAGAAAACGGUAAACAAUACGUACUUACAAAUUACGACGUUAUUGUUUGCUUUUUUUUCGCGCUGUGUGACCGUGACACAGGGAACGUAGUUUUGAACGUAAUUAAAGAAAUAUCUCAUCAAGGGACGUAUCUAAAGACAAAAUUCAGUGGCGGAUAUUAGAGUUAAAACAAGUUUCCUGGGCUAGAGAGUAGUUCUAAAACAGAAUGCGAUAGGCAAAGAAGCCCAAUUGUAAAAUUGGAAUUAAAUUAUUCGUACUUCGCCUGGAAUGUUCUGCGUUUGUUUGUUAAACAAAAGAUGUCAUUACAUGCAAAACACUGCGUGGACAACUGCAGAUACAGAACGUGACUUCUCAACAAAAAAAUGUUACAAAACAGACGCUCGUUUCGUGGGCUAAAUUAAUUGCGUUCGGUAUCGGACAAUGGCCAAAACGUAUACGAGUCAAGUCGCAGUUUGAGAGAGAUUUCAAGAGACAAAUCUUGUGUUUCAUUAGUUACUAAGGCAAUCAAUAAGUUAUUAGUAUACUUCGCACUUCGGGACCAUAGACAGUUCAUUACUUUCACUAACUGUGGUCUUUGAAAGAAACCGCCUCCUUUGAAAGCAAUUAGAGCUUGUGUUUACGACGGGUGAAGAACCUUGGUUACCAGAAAGAGGUGAAAAAAAUUGAAUUUCGUUCAGAAGGAACAUGUUUGCCUUUGGAGAAACAGUUGAAAGGACUCCCAAAGAUUUCGCAGCUGAGAGAGCGCGUAUAAGGAAAGGAAAAGUGCUAGGGACAAGACAAUCUAUUGAACUGAUUCAAACAAAGGAGAGUUUAGUUCUUCCUAACAUAACAACUACACAACCAACACAAAACUGCAAAACAGCUUGUGAAAGUCGGAGGGAAGUAAGAGAAGCAAUGAACGGACAAGAAAGGAAAACCAUUCAACAGAUCGCAAAACCAGGUCGGCUCCGAGACAGUGCGUAUAUGUCAGAAGAAUUUGGAGGUAAAUGCGCCGAAGACUUAGAAGGAUUGUUUAUAUCUAAACUGAACUUUCAAAGCGGAAACGUAGACGAUUCCCCCGAACUUUUCUCGUCAGGCUACGAAAAGAAACAAAGAAAACAACGGAGUCGUCUUUCGAAAACCGACAGUGGAUUUUGCGAAGAUUUUAUCGAUGAAACAGCUACACCGCUCUUCGUUGAUUCUCCGAAUGAGUCCGACAAGGUGUCGAACACUUCCAACAGUUCGAGAUCGGAAACUUCACCUGAUCACACGACAGGCAAUCGUGUUUCGCGCAGUGAAAAGACACGGAGAAUAACAAUGGACUUCAAGACGAUUUUAAACCGGGAUAAUAAAACUGUUGUAAGAAACACAGACAGGUUGACAACACGAGCCAAUAUGUGUGUUCAGUCGCAGCAAUCCCUCCAUGCAGAUCUGGUAGCGUUUAAAAGUUUUUCAACUCAUCACAAUGGUGAAACGUCGAACUGCACUUUACAAACAAAUGAACAUUGUGUUAAACUAAGGGACGUUAUCUUAAAGACCAGGCGAAAUUCGUAUGACGGCGAAGCAAUAAAGCAAUCAGAUACUUCACUGGCCGUUCUCAAAACCAGGCGCCGCCUUUUAGGAAAACGCAGUUCGGCCGGUCCACCGUUUCCUUUCACGGAACGGCGCGUUAACAAAGAACAUGUAGUGGAUAUGAGCAGAGCGACUUGUAACUGCGGACAACGCCGAGUUGAAUUCUCGGAUCUUGAAAGACUGGAUUUAAACAGGCAAUGUAUUAGCUGCCCUGUCGAUUAUGUGACUUCUCAACAGAUUCAAGACAGAAUUUCACCGCGCGACAAUGAAAAUCGUGCUGACUUAGUUUGCGCCGUGUCAACCUCUGGUUUGACGGAGAAAGUUUUGUUAGAAACAUCGCAAUCACAAGAAACUGUGGACGUUAAUGUUAAAUGCCAAGAGUGGCUAAACAGAUGGCUUUUGUUUAAUAAUUCACCGCAAACUGCCGAAAGUUCAUCAGCAGUUUCUUAAACUGUUAUAAAAAGCCAGCAGAAGCAGAAAGCCAGUGAACGUGAAACAAAAACAAGCCGCUGACAAAAAUAUAAUGUAAGCUUGAGCAAGUACAGUUUUGCCGUUGUAAAACUUUUUCUUUUUGCUAUAACCUGCUUUGUUUAGCAAACUUGUCAAACUUAAACGUCUCUGUUAAAUCGAGUUGCCUUGCAUUGAGAAAAAUCAUUGAUACAUUACAACUCAUACACUUAAGAACAUACGGUAGUUUUGUCAAUUCGCUCCCGUUGUGGUAGUCUUCUCGUUGCUCCACUUAAAUUUUCUGUUUCAGAACUAAUAAAUAACGUCUAAAGAUA
Orbicella faveolata is the source of this 3061-nucleotide messenger RNA. RefSeq lists its product as uncharacterized. The record is from RefSeq and is a predicted model, not a curated record. NCBI's taxonomy places the organism in Eukaryota, Metazoa, Cnidaria, Anthozoa, Scleractinia, Merulinidae.